This is a messenger RNA of Rana temporaria (common frog), 1147 nucleotides long. It is a transcript of the gene TIMP2, whose product is annotated as TIMP metallopeptidase inhibitor 2. The transcript is spliced from 5 exons. Gene Ontology annotation, molecular function: metalloendopeptidase inhibitor activity; protease binding. Gene Ontology annotation, biological process: negative regulation of membrane protein ectodomain proteolysis; negative regulation of endopeptidase activity. Lineage: Eukaryota; Metazoa; Chordata; Amphibia; Anura; Ranidae. Gene Ontology annotation, cellular component: extracellular matrix. The record is from RefSeq and is a predicted model, not a curated record. The coding region runs from base 110 to 778 and encodes 222 amino acids.
CCUGGCGGAGCGCCCAGGGGGAGGAGUCACAUCCCCGAGCAGCAGGCGAGACGUACACAGCGCGCACCGCGCCCGGGACACCGAUCUGCAUCUACAUGCGGCUCUGAGAAUGCGCUCGGCCCCGGUCUCCGGCCUCCUGGCCCCUGUGGCCCUUCUGUUCCUGCUCUGCUCCUCGGAUCGCCUGACCGACGCCUGCAGCUGCUCCCCCGUGCACCCCCAGCAGGCCUUCUGCAACGCCGACAUAGUGAUUCGGGCCAAGGCCAUUGUGGGUAAAGAAAUCGACAGCGGGAAUGAUGUCUAUGGGAAUCCCAUCAAAAGGAUCCAGUAUGAAAUCAAACAAAUUAAGAUGUUCAAGGGCCCCGCCGAGGACAUCCAGUACAUCCUCACAGCUUCUUCUUCCGCAGUGUGUGGAGUGACACUGGAAACGGGAGGCAAAAAAGAGUAUCUGAUUGCAGGUAAAGCAGAGGGUACUGGAAAAAUGCACAUCACACUGUGCGACUUCGUGUGGCCAUGGGAAUCCCUCACCCAAACCCAGAAGAAGAGUCUUAACCAGAGAUAUGAGAUGGGCUGUGAGUGUAAGAUCUCACGCUGCCCUUCCAUCCCCUGCUACGUCAGCGCCCAAGAUGAAUGCCUCUGGACAGAUUGGAUGACGGAGAAGAGCAUACACGGGCGGCAGGCCAAGCACUAUGCCUGCAUCAAGCGCAGCGACGGAUCGUGCUCUUGGUACCGGGGGACCGCCCCCCCGAAGCAGGAGUUCCUCGACAUAGAGGACCCCUAACUCCCGUCUCUCUCAAGUCCCAGCCGCCAGUUCUGAGAAGCCAGCGCGCCCACGAGGAGGAGAGGGAGGCGUCUUUUUUUUCCCUUUUUCGACCCAGGUUAAUAUCGGUUUUCCCGCAAGUCACGUGACUGAAGCUGGACUGGCAAACCGUCAUGGGACGUGGGGUUUAACCCCUUCAUUGCUGGAGAGAUCGCAGCACUGAAAGGAUUAAAUGGAGGCGGAAGGUGGAUGGACUCUUGCCGCCCACCUUACUUCUUAGACUUCCUUUCACCACCUUUCCCCCUUAUCACAGCGCACAAGGCCAUAUUGAGAAUUCCCGAAUUCUGUGUAGCUGGUCUACAGCCCCCUUCCCUCACUUAACCCCCCCCC